AUGAACUCAAAAAUACCCGACGAUGUAAAGCCGUUAACAGAACUUUCGAAACGUCCUCACCAACAGCUGGAAUCUUUUUCUCCGGAAAAUGAAGCUUCAAAGAUUAGUAAUGACAUAGAUAUUGUGGUCAAAGAAGAGACUUUAGAACAAAAAAUCCCAAGUAGCAAUGAAGGGGUAGCUCGUCCAAUCAAAAAGAGAUUCACUACAGCCAAUGAUCGGAGAAACCACUUGAAAAAAAAUUUUGCAAAGAGAGUAGGACAAAAAGAAGAGUAUCAACCGAGGAAAUGGGAAAAGACGGAGAGAGAUACAAAUGAGACUAAAGAUAACUCAGAUAUAGAGGAGGGAUCACAAGACAAAGAGCCAAGAAAGCCAAAAAGAAAAGUUGCAGCUCUUGUAGGAUUUUGUGGAACUGGAUAUCAAGGAAUGCAAAUAAAUCCAGGCGCAAAAACUAUUGAAGAAGAAUUAUUUAAAGCGUUUGUCGCGGCUGGUGCAAUAUCAAAGGAUAAUUCUGAUGAUCCAAAAAAGGUAGGAUUAAUGCGUGCUGCGAGAACAGACAAGGGUGUUCAUGCUGCUGGCAACGUAAUCUCACUGAAGAUAAGUUAG
Messenger RNA from Ambispora leptoticha, 603 nucleotides. Lineage: Eukaryota; Fungi; Glomeromycota; Glomeromycetes; Archaeosporales; Ambisporaceae. The record is from the annotation of a GenBank genome assembly.